This is a messenger RNA of Girardinichthys multiradiatus, 6182 nucleotides long. RefSeq names its product listerin E3 ubiquitin protein ligase 1 (gene ltn1). Gene Ontology annotation, molecular function: ribosomal large subunit binding; zinc ion binding; ubiquitin protein ligase activity. Lineage: Eukaryota; Metazoa; Chordata; Actinopteri; Cyprinodontiformes; Goodeidae. Bases 229 to 5559 code for a protein of 1776 amino acids. The transcript has 32 exons. Gene Ontology annotation, cellular component: RQC complex; cytosol. Gene Ontology annotation, biological process: ribosome-associated ubiquitin-dependent protein catabolic process; rescue of stalled cytosolic ribosome. The record is from RefSeq and is a predicted model, not a curated record.
GAUCAGUAUGUAAAGUUUAUCAGUCCGGUGAUGAAAUCAACAUCCUGCAUUUUCUGUUUGAAUUUACAAUAUGCUUGGCGCUCAUUAACCAUUUGACGAACGUUUCUAGUUUCACAUAAAAGUCAACUGUUCCCUUAAAUGUGGGAAGGUCUGCAGUGACGUGACGUUGAGCUAGUAUGUCACUUCCGAGUUCUUAAGCGAUAGCUAGUGAAAACAGUUUUAAAACGUAUGGUGUUUAAAUGUAAGAAUACCACCAUGGGGGGUAAGAAUAAACAGCGAACAAAAGGAAAUGUUCGGCCGUCCAGCAGCGGCCGAGCUGCUGAGGUUCUGGCCAGGGAAGGUGGUGCCAUCCCGGGCUUCGUGGGCUUCGACACCACGGUCGCCUCUGAGUUGAGUUAUGUCCCAGCUGUCCACGGAGCGGAGGAAAUAGACAACCUGGUGGAUGCGGAUUUCCGCCUGGUGCUGCGGAAACUGUCAAAGAGGGAUGUUGUCACCAGACUAAAAGCAGUGCAGGACUUCGGGGCCAUGUGUCAGGAACGGGAUGCAGAAGAGGUGAAAGGAGUUCUGCCAUACUGGCCAAGAAUUUACUGCAAGAUAUCAGUGGAUCAUGACCGCCGUAUCAGGGAGGCCACUCAGCAAGCCUUCGAACAGCUGGUGCUAAAAGUACGUCGCAGCUUGGCCCCCUUUCUGAAGAGUUUGAUGGGCCACUGGAUUCUGUCGCAGUGUGACACUUACAUGCCUGCAGCCUCUUCUGCAUGCCAGGCCUUUCAGGCUGCGUUCUCGCCGGCUAAACAACCUGAAGCUCUUGACUUCUGCAAGGAUGAGAUCCUUAAUGUGCUUCAAGAUAUUUUAUUAAAGGAAACACCAGACACUCUCAGUGAUCCACAAAGUGUGACAGAAGAGGAGAGAGAAGCCAAAUAUGUUCGCAUGCUCACCAGUUCCCUGUUAGGGGUGAAGAGACUGCUUUCUUUGCUGCUUCAGAAUGACAGAGCAGCAUUGGAGCAAAGACUAGCUCUUCUGGUCAGCUCUGGGAAGUUCUGGAAAUACAGCAAGCACAAGACACCACAGGUCAGAGGGGCCUUUUUCGAGAUGAUGUGUGCUCUGUGCGGAUUCACACCAGAACUGGUCCAGAGUGAAGCAGCGCGACUCUGCCCUGCUGUUCUCCUCAGUAUCGACGACACAGAUCCUGUUGUCCUUCCUCAUGUGUGGGAGGCUGUUCUUCAUGUUGUGUCUAUAAUCCCUGAUUGUUGGACACACGUGAAUGCUAAGAAAGGCUUUCUUCCUAAACUCUGGGCUCUAUUAAAAGAAGGCGGUAAAGGCAUGGCUAAAGGACUCCAUCCAAAUCUAAUGCCUCUCCUCAGUAAAUUGUCACAGCAAGUCACCGAUCCUAACUUGGACUUCUACACCUCUUUCUUCACUGCAUUCCUGCAAGGUCUGUCUAGUGAGCGUGCAGUGACGAGCCCAUCAGAAAGUGCAGUCAUAGUGACGUCUCUUGUUGAGUGCUUGAGGUACUGCAUACUGCAGAACACUGGAGAUGAGCCGUCUCAGGAACAAAUAAGGACCAUGCUUGUUUCCCAGCAGCUUCUGCCUUUAAUUGAAAAGGCCAUUAGAAAUAUAUCCCUCCAAAAUGGGCCUCUUUUCCUCCUGGUCACUGAAAUGCUCAUUUCCUGGGAGAAGAGGGCAGGUUUACAUGGUGAAGGUGAGGAAAAUAACAGCAAGAAUGUCUUCAAGAGACUUUUAGCAGACUUCUGGGAGGGACUUGGUCUUCUGUGUGUGUGUUUUGUUGACGACGAGGAUGUGGAUCCUCAGGCUUUGGAAGGUGUAGCCACUUUGCUGCAAGUCAUGCGUUAUCCUGAGAGAGUAAGCAAAAAACAAACCCAGAAGAAGAAAUCUGUCAUGAUGUGUCUCUCAAAGACAGAAGAGGAUGAGAAAUCAGUAAUUCAGGCAGAGGGAGUUGAAAAGGCUUCGCAGAUUGUGUCAGAGCCUGUGAACGAGAAGGCAUUAGGGUCCCUACAGACUCAGCAUUUUGAAGACGUUGUGUGCCAGCUGGCACAGCUUUGUCUGCUGCAUGUGAAUGAGAAAAACUCAGAGAAACAUCUUGUUUUUCUGUCCCUUCUUCUGCAGUCUUUUCACACGCUCAGGAUCUUCAGUACCUUACUGGAAUUUGAUGAAAAUGUACCUAGAGAUGUUAAAUGGACGGAUGAGAAAAAUCCAGCAGUUGAGUUUCUGCUGAACCGGGUGGUCGUGUGGCUGGCUGAGAUGGGACGCAGCGAUACUGAGCACCUGGUGGAGAUGGUUUUCAGCUCACUUUCCUGCUGCAGCCAGGAGGAGACCACACAAAUUCUCAAUCAUGUCACCACGAUGGGUUUGCAAUGGGGAAUUAUCCUGCAAAUUAUUCAGAGGGCAUGUAAAGAUCCCAAGACUCAUACAAGCUGCAGGGAAUGGCUGAAAGGUUCAGUUAUUGGCGAGCAGCUCCUGGGAUUGACUGAAGAGCUCUGCGAGGUGGGGCGCAGCUCUACGUCUUCCAGAACUCCAACAAGCAACCACAGCUGGGCACUUAUCAGCCUUGUUCUCUCCCAGAACAACAACAACGAGUCUCUGAUAGGGGAGGUAUACAUGGAGAAAAUGUUAGAGAAGCUCCACACCACUCUGUCUGAGACCAAGAGUCUGUCUGAUGCAGGCGACAUGGAGCCACUCAUCUCCUUCAUCUGCGACGUAGCUUCUUCUUUCUUCUCCUCUGUACAAGACUGUCUUCUGCUCCUCUCUGCUGAGGAGCUCCUGCUGACGGUCUUUCAGCUGACUGCUCAAGAUCAAAGACACACUCACCUGUCUGAAUCACUGCUGGAUAAGUUGAAGAAAGUGUGUGUAGCUGGGGUCAGGUCACUGGUUCAGCACUGUGACCGUGAGGUCAGCGAAGGCGGGUUCCUGCACAUUGCAGCCGUCUGGGUAAUGAAGCAACUUCUGACCGUCUCUUUAGAUAUUAAAAGCUUGCAGGUUCUAGUCGGAGCUCUCCAAACCUUAGUGGAAACAAUCAUCUCUGUCGGCGACCAGGCAUCCUCUAUCCUCAGCCAAUUCUUUACUCUUUUGACACCGAGCCAGACAGAGUGGACCAGAAUCAGACACGCCCUGUCUCCUCAGUGGGUCAAAUCUCCUUUACUAUCCAACCGCCACAGAGGAGUCUGUGAAAAACCCUCGAAGGACAUGUGGAAGUUUAGAGAUUCAAGCAGGCUGCCUGCUCACCUCUGUGUCUGUGCCGUCUUGGGAAGGGUGGCCCAGACAGCUGCAGUUUUGCCUUGUGGCCAAAAGGAGGCACUGUGUCCUUCAUUUUUCCCAAACCUUACAGGCACAGUUUCAGAACUGCUGUAUGCACUGCAGUGGUGUAAGGAGCUUGAUUACAGACCCACCGUAGCAUCUGCCUAUCGAAACCUGUUGGCUGAAUGGGGACUUUCAGAUGGACUCCAUAGCAAAGUUCCAAUGAAAUCUCUGCUAGAGACCCUCUACUCAAGGUCAGUGACAGAUGGUGGUUUGUGGUCUCUGACUCUAGAGAACUAUAUCCAAACCAACAACUUGUCAGCCACUCGCAGCGGAGCUAUAAGAAGACUUUAUGAUAGCGCUGAUAGUCUUUUCCCAGUGUCUCUGAGCACGCUAAGCACACUCCAGGUGCUCUGCCCACUGAUGACAAAAGAAGACAGAGAAACUCUGAUUGUUUUGGCAACUGCUGGAAUAAUUAACUGGCAAGAGAAUGAAAGUGUUUAUGGCUGUCUGGCAGUGCUGCUGUGCUGUCUAAAUGCCAACACUCAGGUAGAAGAGGAGGUUGUGCAGGCUGUCCUCGCCACUAUGAUGGAGUGGAGGAACAGCAGGGAGGACUGGUUUCUCUUUAGCUGUGACCUGUUGGAAACAACAUCUGAGCAGCUGAACCUCAAUGUGGAGAUGAUUCGAUUCUUGUGUUGGCUGGUGACUCAUUGUCCAGCUCUCCUCGGGGGAAACCAGUGGGACUUUCUGCUCUGCUCCAUGUUGGCCUGGUUGGAGACUGCCAGUGAGAAUGUGAGCAGUCUGUGGAACCCGUGGGUACAGCUGUUUGUGUGCGAGAACUCUGCGUUAAUCGCAACUCUGAACCGGUUCUUCGCAUCGUCAUCUGCUGACGUACUGGAGAAGUUGCCAACAGAACUGGCUGGUGAAUGGAGAGAUUUCUUUCUAGAGGGAAUCUACAACCUUCUGUUGCCCCUGCCAGUUAAAAUCACUGAGGCCUUUCCUGAACCAGAUGACCCUGUGUUCCCUAUGGCUGUACUCCAGUCAGUUGGUUUGGCUCUGACCUAUGUUCCAGUGCAGCAACUCAACCAAAACUCCUUGCCGCCUCGAUUCAUAGCGAACCAAAAGACGAACCUGCCAGAGAGCCUGCAGACGCUCUUGAACACUCUGUGUCCCCUGCUGCUGUUUAAGGCCAGGCCUUUGCAGAUAACUGUUCACCACAUGCUGGAAAAGGUGAUGCCACAGCUACCUGAAUGUGAUGGAGAAGGCGAUAACAAUAAGUCGGAUGAUGACAGAGACGAGCCAUGUCUAUCUCCUCCAGCUUCACUCAUGGCCAUUCUGUCCACCUGUGAAGAGCUGUGUGAUAGCAUCCUGGCAGCGGUUCAGGUGGGAGAGUUUGCUGUGGUCCAACCUCUCAGCGUGGAGUACUCCUGCAUCCUGGCAUACCUUCUUGCAUGGAAGUUGCUCCUUACUUUUUUCAAAUCCUCCCCCUCCCAUCUGCGUGCCCAUUAUGCUCAGUAUCUUAAGAGAAACUGCUCCCUUAACAAGCUGCUCCUCCAUCUCUUCAAACUGAUGCCGGAGAACCCGAUUUGCCCGGGCCAAGGGACAGAGACAAAGGAGAGUAAAACUUUCUUUACAGAGAGCCUGCUUCUCACAGUUGACAAGAUUGUCGGCGUUGAUUGGGAGCUCCCUCACCUGGCUUGCAGUGUGUACUACAGCACAGUGCAGGACCUGCCUGCUAUGGUACGUCUAUGGUGGAACAGCCAGGAGAAGAGAGUGAGCUCUGCUGUGGAAAAGUUCACCAGUAAAUACGUCAGUCCUGUUCUUUCAGCCCAGGAGAUCUCCUCCGUCCAGGACAGCACUCAGAUGUUUGACAGCAUGACUGUCAAGGCCCGCUCGGCAGCACGAGAAGUGAUUGCCACCUACUCUGUGGACGAUAUCUACAUCGAGUUGGUGAUUCAGCUGCCGCAGAACUACCCUCUGGGCUCCAUCACUGUGGAGAGUGGGAGACGUGUGGGCGUAGCCGUGCAGCAGUGGAGGAACUGGAUGCUGCAACUGAGCACCUACCUCACACAUCAGAAUGGCAGUAUAAUGGAGGGCCUGGCCCUGUGGAAGAACAACGUCGAUAAACGCUUUGAGGGCAUCGAGGACUGUAUGAUCUGCUUCUCUGUCAUCCACGGCUCCAACUACUCCCUACCUAAGAAGGCUUGUCGUACCUGCAAGAAGAAGUUCCACUCUGCCUGUUUGUACAAAUGGUUCACUUCCAGCAACAAGUCCACCUGCCCGCUCUGCAGAGAAACCUUCUUCUAGUACUGGCCUGUACUGAUUUUUUCACAGGAGAUAUUAUUACGAAACCUAUCCAGAAUGCUGUACAAUUGGUUGGAUUACUGAUGUGAUUGAAAAAGAAUCUGGUGGAAUCAUGGACAAAUGUAGAGCUAUUCAUAUUUUUACAUCCUAUAUGUCCAUGCUCAGAUAUAUGGGUUAAAAUACCCCAUUAGUGUGUACAUAGCAGUGCUUUUCUGUAUUGCUAAUGUGAAUAACCAAUGGGCUCAUCUUGUUUUUAUGUUUCUUGUCAUACAGCUUGUUUGCUCUUUGAAUCCCCUACAUACAUGCAGAAAACAUUGAUUAAACUGAUUUGAUUUAUCACUGGAGGUAAAAUGAGUUUUGAAAUGCAAAAAGCAACUAAAAGCUGGUUAGAUAAUUAUGUCAGUUUAAGUGAGUUUUCAAUGUAAAAUUUCCUAAUAUUUAGGAGUGUAAAGCGACUAUCUGAUUAGUGACAUUUUAUCUUUCAGAACCAGAAAACAGGACUCUAAAGUAAAAAAUCCAAAUGCUCACAAAUAUCUGAGCCUAACACUGUGUGUCUUACCCUGUGCCUACAUUCACCUGUAAAUGAUGUUAAAAAAUAAUUGGAAUAAAUCUCCUGGAUAAUACUA